Messenger RNA from Thamnophis elegans (Western terrestrial garter snake), 3283 nucleotides. RefSeq names its product ectonucleoside triphosphate diphosphohydrolase 7 (gene ENTPD7). Bases 966 to 2789 code for a protein of 607 amino acids. NCBI's taxonomy places the organism in Eukaryota, Metazoa, Chordata, Lepidosauria, Squamata, Natricidae. The record is from RefSeq and is a predicted model, not a curated record. Gene Ontology annotation, biological process: nucleoside diphosphate catabolic process. Gene Ontology annotation, cellular component: membrane. The transcript has 12 exons. Gene Ontology annotation, molecular function: nucleoside diphosphate phosphatase activity.
UAUCAAAAAAAGGUAUUUGGCGAUGCCCCUUUGACCUUUUGUUCUCUCCUCACUCCAUUGGGCAUCUUUCCGUCGAACGCGCUUGUACGUCGGAAAAAGGAACGGUCAUUGGCUACGCCGCCUGUCAGGCUGGAAGUCAGCCUGGUAAGAAGGGAUGGCCGCUUUCUAUGGCGCGUGUGGUUUGUUUGGAGAAGCUGGUUGGUUUGACUUUAAAGAUGACGCUGCCGUGGGUAGCGUGUGUAUCUGUGGCUCGCCAGGGAGGGCAGCCGAGCGCGGGCUCGUCGGGGAUUCGCCAGCUUCUCAAAUUUCGGCUGACAGAGAAGCCGAUGGAGCUGAACUUUCGAAAGAGUCUCCUUUAGGCCCUCGAAUUGGGCAACCUUCUCGUGACGUCAGCCCAUGAAACUGGAACGCUCGCCCUCAGCUGAGAGCGGCCCCUCAUUGGUUAGUGACGUUCCCGAGACGACGGUUGCUUAACGACGCUUCGGAAUUGCGCCUCUGGAACGGAAAAGUCCCUCUGAAUGUGCGAGCUGAUUGGGUAACAAGGGCAGAAGGCGGGGCCGUGACUGCCGAACCGCUCAAAGCGGCUGCCUUGGGCCCGCUACGUCAACUCCAGCCUCGUCCCCAUUGGCCGCCUCUGCCGAGCUCCCUCGUCCUGAGGACGUGGCUGGAAAGAGAGACCCGGCAGGAUCUGAACGGAGGGAAGAGCGGCAGCGGUAAGUUCCUCCGUUGGGUGCCGGCGAAGAGGGAUCCUUCCCGGAAUCCUCCGACUCGGAGGGGCGAAGUCGCCCGGGUACUUCGGGGGAAGAGAGAGGAAUCGUAGGGGACUCAGUGAGCUCACAGGAUCCUCCUCCUGGCUUUCUCCUCUAUCAGCUCCAGGAUCCUGUGGCGGAAAGGCAAGAGAGAUGCGACUACCUCCUGGAGACCGUAGAGGACACUGACAGAAGCUGGACAGCGGGGGUGACCAUAUGGCCAGGAUCAGUUUUUCCUGCCUGUGUCCAGCAUCUUGGCACUUCACUGUGCCUUCAGUGAGCCUUUGUCUCCGUCAGCGUUUGGCCUUGGUACUCCUGUUGUUUGCAGUCUUUCUUCUACUGAUCGUGGCAAUUAAAAAUCUGUGGCACUGGAAAACUGAUUCUCAUGAUAGGCAGUUUGAAAGGUAUUUAGCACGUUAUCGCGCCUUGGAGGCAACAGACACAAAGGAUCCAGCUCUGAGUUACGGGGUGGUUGUUGACUGUGGGAGCAGUGGUUCCCGGGUCUUUGUGUAUUAUUGGCCGCCACACAAUGGGAAUCCUCAUCACUUACUUGACAUCCGGCAAAUGCGAGAUCACAGCAGUGAACCUGUGGUCAAGAAGAUCAAACCAGGGAUCUCUACACUGGCAAAAACUCCAGAGAAGGCUAAUGAGUAUAUGAAGCCACUGCUCACCUUUGCUGCUGCCUAUGUACCCAAAGUCAAGCACAAAGAGACACCACUCUACAUUAUGUGUACCGCAGGCAUGAGGCUAUUGCCUGACAAGCAGCAGGAGGCCAUCCUGGGGGACUUGGUGAAGGACAUACCCUUGGAUUAUGACUUCCUCUUCUCGGAAUCUCAGGCAGAAGUGAUUUCAGGGAAACAAGAAGGUGUCUAUGCUUGGAUAGGCAUCAACUUCGUCCUAGGUAGAUUUGAUCAUGCGGAAGAGGAAGAUGCACUGAUUUCUGUGACCCUGUCAGGUCAAGAAGAGCCCAUGGUCCGAAAAAGAACAGUUGGGAUCCUUGACAUGGGAGGUGCUUCCCUGCAAAUAGCCUAUGAGGUGCCAAGCUCAGCCUCCUUUUCUUCCCCACAGCAGGAGGAAGCUGCCAGAAGUUUGCUUGCGGACUUCAACUUGGGAUGUGAUGUGCAACACACAAAACAUGUGUAUCGAGUCUAUGUUAAUACUUUCUUGGGCUUUGGAGGCAACUUUGCUCGGCAACGAUAUGAAGAACUGGUGCUGAAUCAGACCAUCGCUCACAACAGGUUGCACAGUGUACAAAUAGGUUUAAAUUCUGAAGUGCCAGUCUUAGACCCGUGCCUGCCAAUGGGACUAGAGGAUGUUGUGGAUAAAGAUGGGCAGGCAAUGCAUGUCAGGGGUCAAGGUGAUUGGAGGAGCUGUGCAGAACAACUGCGCCCCCUAUUGGCUGGAGACAACAGCAGUGGAAAUUCUUUGAGCAAUUCCUAUCAGGCAACUAUUGAUUUUAAGAACAGUGAAUUCUAUGGGUUCUCAGAAUUCUACUACUGCACUGAUGAUGUGCUGCGUCUAGGAGGAACUUAUCUAAGCAAUACAUUCACACGUGCUGCCCAAGAUUAUUGUAGCCUGAGCUGGUCAGUAUUGCAACAGAGAUUCCAAGACAAGCUUUAUUCACCACAUGCGGACCUCCACCGUAUUAAGUAUCAAUGCUUCAAGUCAGCUUGGAUGCACCAGGUUCUGCAUGAAGGAUUCCAUUUCCCUAAAGAUUACUUUAGCUUGCGUACAGUGCAGUUGUUAUAUGACCGAGAAGUGCAAUGGACAUUGGGAGCCAUUCUUUAUAAAACCCGCUUUUUACCUCUCAGGGACAUCCAACGGGAGAGCUUCCAUCAGUCACACAACUCUUGGUUCCAUCUUUCCUUUGUCUACAAUCAUUAUCUGUUUUUUGGGUGUAUUCUUGUGGUGACACUUGCAAUUGGGCUCUACCUUCUCCGUCUGCGCCGUAUCCACCAUCAGCCAUUGCAGUCAGCACCCCUUGAUCUGCUGUGGCUAGAAGAAGUUGUACCACUGUCAGCUCAGAAAGAAGGCUCCUGACAAAAGGAUGCUAUCAGGACUGUUGCAGUGACUAUUCAGUGUUUCCUUAUUGGCACUGGUUUUUAAUGGGCCAAAAGCUGUGAUUCUCUUCCCCCACCCCCCUAUAGCACUCCUUGUUAGCCUUAGAGUGGCUGCUCAAUAUUAUUCUAUCCCAAGGGCCGUGGCUGCCAGGGGACUUCAGAUUGUGUCUGAAGUUCCUAGCUGGGAUAGGCAAUCAUGUUGCAGGUGUUACAGGGCAAGGACCAAAGGUUCACUUCCAUCCCUGUUGGAAUUGGAAACAGUAUCAAGGCAAAUGACCAAAGAAAACUAUCUGCUCAGGAAAAGGUGGGUGGGAGAACUUGCCACAGGAUAUUUGCUGGACCAAGCCGCUUUUUUGAGGGAUCUUCUGCAAAGGAAAGUGAAGGACUCAUACUGGUGCUUGCCUUCUGUUUUGAAUAGAGGCUGCUUCUUGUACCAGUGGCAGAGAGAGGACAAUGUCUUAAAAUGUAGGAUCC